AUGGAGAGCAGCAGGCUUUCCCAGGAGCACCAGCACCAGUGGUGCAAACAGCUUCAAUGCCAAGUUGCCCCAGCGCCCAGGAAGAAGCUGGUGCGCGUUAAAGUCGUGAAGAAGAAGGUGGUGAAGAAGAAGCCGAAGGCUCCGGCCAAGGAGGCGGCUGCUCCACGGGAGCCUCCCUCCAGCGACAAGCGCUACGGCCUGGGCGCCCACCGCGGGCGCCUCAACAUCCAGUCGGGGCUCUACGAUGGGGACUUCUACGACGGUGGCUGGGGUGCAGGGCAGGAGGACACGAACCCGAACAACAUCUACGCCUGGGACAGCCAGCCCCUGCCCACCGACAAGCUGGAUUUCCGCCAUCACAACUACAAGGAGAUGAGAAAGCUGAUGAAGCGGGUGAACGAUGAGUGCCCCGAUAUCACCCGUGUUUACAGCAUCGGGAAGAGCUACCUGGGCCUCAAGAUGUACGUCAUGGAGAUCUCUGACAACCCCGGGCAGCACGAAGUGGGCGAGCCGGAGUUCCGCUACGUGGCGGGGAUGCACGGCAAUGAGGUGCUGGGCCGGGAGCUGCUGCUCAACCUGAUGGAGUACCUGUGCCGGGAGUUUCGGCUGGGCAACCCCCGCGUGGUGCAGCUGGUCACUGAGACCCGCAUCCACCUCCUGCCCUCCAUGAACCCCGACGGCUACGAGACUGCCUACAAGCUGGGCUCGGAGCUGUCAGGUUGGGCCAUGGGUCGCUGGACCUACGAGGGCAUCGACCUCAACCACAACUUCGCUGACCUCAACACGGCGCUGUGGGACGCUGAGGACAACGACCUGGUGCCCCAUGAGUUCCCCAACCACUACAUCCCCAUCCCUGAGUAUUACACCUUCGCCAACGCCACGGUGAGUCUAGGCGGGGACAGGAGCCUUUCCUCCAACCUGGAGCGCCCCCCCCCCGCCGACGAGGGGGUCUUCCGCUGGCUGGCCACCGUCUACGCCACCUCCAACCUGGCCAUGGCCAGUGAGGAGCGGCGCCUCUGCCACUACGAUGACUUCAUCCGCUUCGGCAACAUCAUCAAUGGGGCCAACUGGCACACGGUGCCCGGCAGCAUGAACGACUUCAGCUACCUGCACACCAACUGCUUUGAGAUCACGGUGGAGCUCUCCUGCGACAAGUUCCCGCACGCCUCCGAGCUGCCGGUCGAGUGGGAGAACAACCGGGAGUCCCUGCUGCUCUACAUGGAGCAGGUGCACCGUGGGAUUAAGGGGGUGGUUCGGGACAGAGACACGGAGCAGGGCAUUGCCAACGCCAUCAUCUCUGUGGACGGCAUCAAUCAUGACAUCCGGACGGGUCCUGCUCCCCCCUCCUGGGUGUCCCAGACCGAACCUGUUCCCUUCAGCCUGGGGCAGGUGGGAUGA
Molecule: messenger RNA, 1398 nt
Organism: Charadrius vociferus (killdeer)
Lineage: Eukaryota; Metazoa; Chordata; Aves; Charadriiformes; Charadriidae
Gene: CPXM1
Product: carboxypeptidase X (M14 family), member 1
Exons: 13
Coding region: 1-1398 (465 amino acids)
Biological process (GO): proteolysis
Molecular function (GO): metallocarboxypeptidase activity; zinc ion binding
Source: RefSeq, a predicted model, not a curated record